CUGUCGCGCGAUCAACACAUAGUUCGGAAAAUAAAUAAAAAGGUUUUGCUGUUUUUGUUUUUGAAGAUGGAGAUUCAAAAUCAGUUGAUUAAACUAUUGACUACAUUGCUGGUAAUUGGUUUUGCUCUAUCUACUCCGGUGUUACUAUUAGCCGUAAUGUUAUCAAAAAUCGGAGAAUGUUUCAAAUAUAAAUCCCCCAAGAGUAUCAUCGGCGAGGUGGCUGUGGUGACUGGGGCAGCUCAUGGACUAGGUCGGGCUAUAGCAUUGGAACUGGCCGGAUUCGGAUGCCAUGUAGCCGUGGUAGAUAUUGACAUAAAUGGCGCCGAGGAAACUGUAGAAAAAAUUCACCAGAUUUCCAGAGUAAAAGCAAAAGCUUAUAAGGUGAAUGUAACCAGUUUUACUCAAAUAACUGAUCUUAAUGCUAAAGUUACACGAGAUCUUGGUAUGGUUACAAUUCUAAUCAAUAAUGCGGGUAUUCUGCUGCUGCGUAAUCGUUUAGAUCCUGCACCGGAGGAUGUGCAACGAAUGAUAGACGUCAAUUUGACAUCGCACUUUUGGACGAAGACUGUGUUUCUGCCCACAAUGAAGAGGUUGCGAAAGGGAAACAUUGUUACCAUCAGUUCAGCGGCGAGUCUAUUACCCUUUGCUUAUCAUACCACUUACACUGCAACCAAAUUUGGUGCUACCGGUCAUAUGAAGGCAUUGCAAUUGGAAUUAGCUGUAGAGAAGCAACAUGACAUCCAUGUCACCACGGUAAUGCCAAUGAUUCUGGACACCAACGAUGAGAUGUCUGACCUUGCCAACAUUAGCAAGAUGAAUCGACUGUAUCCCCUGAUUAAAGGACAAAUGGCAGCUACUCGCAUAGUUAAAGGAAUGCUCGCUGGAGAGAGGGAAAUAAAGAUUCCAUUCAUAGUGGAUAUUUUGCAUCGCAUUUUGAACUUACUUCCUCUCAGCUGGCAGGAGAGACUGAUUCUCAUAUCUGCCUCUAAUAAGUUUCUGUCGUAUAAAGAAAUCAGCUUGAAUUCUAAUGUCCCCAAACAGUGAUUUGACAAUUUAAUUUUGGAUUGGAUUUCAGUGCAAAUCGCAUAAAAAUGUGGAUUAAUUAUUUUCUAUGUAUCUAAGAGUCGAACAUAUUCGAUGGCAAUUUUUUUGUUUAUCGUGAU
This is a messenger RNA of Drosophila nasuta, 1163 nucleotides long. Its product is annotated as estradiol 17-beta-dehydrogenase 11-like. The transcript is spliced from 6 exons. The record is from RefSeq and is a predicted model, not a curated record. Bases 67 to 1044 code for a protein of 325 amino acids. Gene Ontology annotation, cellular component: lipid droplet. Gene Ontology annotation, molecular function: oxidoreductase activity, acting on the CH-OH group of donors, NAD or NADP as acceptor. NCBI's taxonomy places the organism in Eukaryota, Metazoa, Arthropoda, Insecta, Diptera, Drosophilidae.